GGAUUCGGUAAACCGACAAAAUCCAGAAGUAAACUACCCGACUGCAACCAGUCAUCAGCUCAGAUACCCGUCAACGCCUCGUCAUCAUCGGAAAUCUCCUCGAAAGCUCGUCCAGCUCUAGCUGCAGUCUCCGGGAACGGCUCUUUUCAGAACGGUAAUGAUCGAAACGUUAAUAAGGUGAGUCGAAUUCAAUGUAUUUGCCGAGAUCACCUGAGGUGA
Molecule: messenger RNA, 219 nt
Organism: Anisakis simplex (herring worm)
Lineage: Eukaryota; Metazoa; Nematoda; Chromadorea; Rhabditida; Anisakidae
Source: the annotation of a GenBank genome assembly